This is a messenger RNA of Halichondria panicea, 1193 nucleotides long. RefSeq names its product fibropellin-1-like. The coding region runs from base 196 to 930 and encodes 244 amino acids. Gene Ontology annotation, molecular function: calcium ion binding. The transcript is spliced from 4 exons. The record is from RefSeq and is a predicted model, not a curated record. NCBI's taxonomy places the organism in Eukaryota, Metazoa, Porifera, Demospongiae, Suberitida, Halichondriidae.
UCACAACCUACUGUACUAGGACUCCCUAAUCCGUUCAAUCUGACAGGAAUAACGACAACCUGGGAGGUACCGGGGCUAGUAUCACUGUGAGUGCUAUUGUGUUAUGUGCUCCAUUCUUCAUUGGAAGCAGUUGUCAGUUUUUCAAUUACUGUGAGUUCAAUGCUGUCACAUGCAGUGACAGAGAAACGUGUGUGAAUGAAAUGGACAGUUUCACUUGCAACUGUGACCCUCCCUACUUUGGUGCAAACUGUGAGUAUCAAAACUUUUGUUUCAACAGAAACUGCAACGAAAGAGGAAUGUGUACUUAUAAUGGCUUUGAUUCCUACUCCUGUGUCUGCAAUGUUGGCUAUACUGGUGCUGAUUGUGAGGUGGAUAUUGAUAUAUGAUGAGUGCUUGCUAAUGGAGACAGUGUGCAGUGACCAUGGUAACUGUUUUCAUGGAAUAGCCACCUUCACCUGCUCAUGUGAUCCUGGCUACACUGGACAGAGAUGUGAGACCAACAUUGAUGAUUGUGUGAACGUAAACUGCAGUGGACACGGCAACUGUACUGACAGAGUUAAUGGCUUUGAUUGUGAUUGUUUCCCUGGUUUCACAGAUGCUAUUUGUCAGACUGACAUUGAUGAAUGCGAUGGAAUAAACUGUAGUGGCAAUAGUCGUUGUGUUGACAUGGUGAACAUGUUCCUAUGUGACUGUGAACCUGGCUACACUGGUGCUGAUUGUGAGACCAACAUUGAUGAUUGUGUGAAUAGGAACUGCAGUGGAAAUGGUGUGUGUGUGGAUGGUGUCAACUCGUUCAGUUGUAACUGUAUGUCUGGCUUCACUGGAGAGAUGUGCAACACCACUUCAGAGUUGAAUGGUGGUCCAGGGGAUCUGGUAGGAGGAGUGGUGGGAGGUCUUCUAGUGCUGAUGCUGAUACUCAUGAGCUCAUGAUCAGGGGAAGACCAUUCAAGACAAUCAGUUGCAAGGAGACACCAAUUCCUACAUACCUGGAGACAACCCAGUGUAUGGGAUUCCUGAGAACAGAACAAACUCCAUCACUUCAGAAAUAGCAGAGUUUGACAACCCGAUAUAUGGCAGCCUGGAAUCACUCAACGAUGUAGAACUGGUCAAUCCAACUUAUGGAUAUGCAGAUUUCGAAGACGUACCUUAUGAAUUGGCCCCUGCAGUAUCAGACUAUGAGACACCUGUAGUAU